CUACAUAUUUACAGCUGCGGGUUGACGAAGCAGUGAACACUGCUCAGCCAAGUUUAUAAUAUUUCUGCUGUCUAGCCUUAAAUGUUUGUUUGUGCCAGUCGUCGGAGGUUUUUAGAUACUGAAAAAAGAGAUUUUAGCACAGUUGCUCUGAUAUGAAAAAGACGCUGUUCUUCAAUACCUGAUAUACAUUUUUGCGGUUCGUUAAAAAGCAUUCCCCUAUUAGUUGUUGAUAUUUUAUUGUGGUAAUACUGCUAGAAAAGUUAUAGAACUUCUGCUUUGUACACAAUUGGCUAGCGGUUUUGCGGCGCUGUACAAAAGACAAGAUAGCGAGUAUAUGGUUGUCGGUGUAAAUGUCAGCCAUUGUGUCUGUAGUGUGAAGUCGGCGGAGGAAGAUAAACGUAUUUGUAAGCAAAUCCGAAAGGCAACGAUCCGAUAGUGGUGUGAGCGUCCUUUAAGUGCGUUGUCGUUUGUUGGAAGGUGAAGAUAAGAUUGUAAUCAAGGGGGCUGGCUUUCCGGUACCUUGCUUCAGUAACGACAAUAGAUAUUCAUCGUUUCUGCGACAGCGCGGGUCUUGCCAAAGCGUAGAAGCGAACAAGCAGUGUUAGGAAGAAGGCAGUCUGCUUACAAAGCGCCGCCGUAUUUGAACUACAGCUUAGAUCGGAAGGAAUAGGCCCCGCGUCGGUCGAUUGUGUGCACUAUGUGGCGUACUUGAGCAGUUUGUAUAGUGAAAGCUCGCCUAUCGUUUGAAGUUAAAAACACAUAACGAUCAACGCUGACACAGCGAGAUCGGAGAGCGAGAGGUUCCUAAUUAAAAGGGCCGCGUAAAGUCAUCUGACAGGCCACGGCACUUGAGACUCUCAGAAGCCCUGACGGAGUAAUCCGUGUUAGAAAACCGCGACUGAAGAGAUGUUGAAGGUUUAGCGGUAAUUGCUGGUUGGAGAGUAAGUCGAGCGAAACCUGUGCCAAGAUAUGCGAAGAACUGCACGAUUCGGUGACCAGCGCAGAUGCAGCUCCGUAAACAUGCGAAUAGCAGUCUGCAGUUUGGGUAUAUCGGGCCGCUUGGCGGGAUCGACCCGGCAGCGGAGUCGGAGGCGCGGGGAAAGGAAAGCAAUCAAAGUAGGAAGGAAAGGCUUGUUUAAACAACUCCUUGAGUGUGCGGGUGUUAGGUGCAUUUGGAUUAACAGGAAAGGCCAUGAAACCGCCUUGAAGUAACGAUAAGAGGAUGGUGUGAAUGUAAGUGAGAGUGAGGGUACUUGGAUCUAAUUAUGCGCUGAAUGUAUUCUAAUCACAACGAAACCUUCAGCUAGUUUAAAUAUACUGACCGUAGAAUUCGUAUCUGCAUAACAGAUAGAACAUUGACAAAUAAUGACAAAAAAUAAGUAUUCGAACAAAGUAGUAUAAACAGUCUGAAGUAAAUACAUUGUCAUGUUGAAAAACAUUAUCAUCAAUGUAUACGUGGUAGUUAUUUCGCGGUGAAACUACCGGAACAAAACCUUUCGUCUCGGUUGCGCGUUCACUCGAAUAAAAAUAGUAAUGACGUCACUUAAACUUACGUCAUACUUCUCUCAGCCGGAUUCGUCGAUACUGCGAAUGGUAAGGGAAGCAGACGAUAAGUAUGGGCUUCACAAAAUUGCCAUUUAAUCGACGGACAAUGUUGGUAAAUGCGAGGCUUCGUAUGCCCGCGGCCAGGGUCGGAGAUGUACGCUGUUGGCAGUCGCUACUGGAACGAAUUCGCGGCGCGUCGGUAAUCAAUGUCAUUACCAGUAACUGCAGUCGUUUAAUGUUAUGCAAACACUGGCGGCUAACUAUGUUUGCCCUUGCGCAGAAAAAAAGGCUUCUUUGGCUGCGGUUGCCAACGACUUAUUAAUAUGUUAAUCGAUGAAAAAAUGUCGCACCGAUAGCCGGGCUUUUCAACAGACAGGUAACCGCGCCGAGAGGUCGGGCUAUAAAAAGAAACCAAUACUCAGCCAAUUGUUAAGGAAUUAGGACCCACUUGGGGUGGGAGGUAUGGCAUUGUUCAGGCCAAUUGGAAAGCACGGUAUCCGUUGGCACGGUAAUUUGCAGACCAAGCUACUUUCUCUCCAGGAGACACCGGCGUAUAAGAUUUAGGAUUACUAAGAUAUUGUAACACGUUUGCCGGAAGCCAUUUGCUAGCGCAAAAUGACAUGUUGUCACCUGGCCGAAAACGAAGCUGCCACGUUGGAAUUAAGCCGGAUUACAGACAUGGGAACGCAGGAAGGCGAGUCGCUACAACAGAUUCUAGGAGUAUUGCCGGAAAUAUUAAGUCGGUGAGAAAAGCGACAGUUUCCGGCGCCCGUAUAUUGUGCGUGUGGAUGCUGCUUGCUCUGCUGGCGGAACAAGCGUACUGCGACGAGCCCGAGUUAUCUCAUCUAAGGUACGCGAGGCUACGUGCGCCAGUUACUGUAAACGCGCAUGGACCAAGCGCGACCGGUGGUGUGCAAAGGAGAUAUUACAGUUCGUGGAGAACGACACAAAAUGCGGCGCAACAAGACGCUCCACCGGUCCAGAUACUGCCAAGGCCAACCACGCGUUCAAAUCGAUACGCCGCGUACAGGAAGUUCCAAAGCGGGCGCUCUGUAGCUGGCAGAUCGUCAAGAAGGACAUCCCUAAUGUCGGCCGUGAAUAGACUCCAAGACCAGAUUCCAGCCCUACAGACCUCAAUCGGCCACCAAAAGAAACGAAAUCGACGCAUUUUGCAACAUAUAACGAAGACAAAGACAGCAGUGCGAAAGCUACAAGGGACCUGCAACGAACUGGGAAAAAAUAUUACCACCACGAGCGUCCGUUUGCAGCGGUUUAUCGGAGAGUUUCACAAUCACCAGGCUGCUGCGAGAGAACGUAUGGAACAGAUAGAGGAUCACCAGACCACGCAAGAUCAACGACAUUUUCAAUUAUAUGAGAAAGCGAUAAAUAAUUCGGCCGAUAUAUCUCAACUACAGGCUGAGUUAGAUGAUGUAAGUCAGCGGAUUGACGAGAUAUCUGAAGACAAAGAAAGGCAGAGCGGGAAUGGCAAGAGCCAGGACGACAUCACACUAAGAGAAGAGAUAGCCGAUGUUCGGAAUGAGAUGGCCCAACAACAUAACACAUUCAACGAAUUUCGGGAACAAGUCAACACCGAAGUCGAAAGUUUAACAGCGGAAAGACAAGCUACGUCACAGAAAAUCAGCGCCAGCUCUCAACUACUGAGGCAAGGAUUUAGUGAGCAGCUUACACUGGUCACUGCGUCGGUCAACGAUAAUCGUGGAACGCUGGAAAUACACGCUGAAAAGCUUCGGGAAUUAAAGGAAAAGGAGGCAAGGUUAAGAGCAGACCUCGACUCUGCGACAGAAGAAAGGAGAAGAUUGGAAGAAAGGAUCGGGGAAAAUGAAGCAGCGACGCGGGGACUCCAGCAGCGAAAUGCGGCCAACUUGUCGAGGAAGGUCGAAGAACAGACACGUUCCCUGGUGUCCAGGCAUGUGGGAACUUUGACCGCAGCUAUCAAUGGACUUAAUACGAGCGUACGGUACAACCAGUACCAUCAGGAGUCAUGCGCUACGAGGAUAGAAGCCGUGGAAGAGGACCUGCUAGCGUUGACGGAACGCCUGGAUACCUACGUUACUGGGACAUUGGCACCCAGGAUAAAGCAUCGUGGUGCAACCAUUCAAAGAAAUAUUCAGAUUCGUUAUAACGUGAGCUCGACCCAUGGACCACACCAUUUGCCGAAUGAAUUACGGCAGCUGUUGAUGGGACGACCUAGCCUUCGUACACAAGUUGAAAUACAAAGGACGGGGCCGACAGCAUUGGUUGUACAAACUGGUAUGGAGGAACGACUGGAGCGUCUAUCCAGGACGAUGCGUCAUUACAACAAAAAGCUCAUGAACGUGACGUCACUGGUGCAGACAAUGACUGGUGACGUCAGAACGUUGGCAAUGAGAACUGCGCACUACUUUAACGUGAUAAAUGUGCAAGGAAGCGUGAUAAGAAAGCAAAACGAAACUCUGGCGUGGCUCGUCGCCAAGCAACGCAUGCAAGAAAUUGAUAUCCGAGGCAUGACGGGUGAUCUAGCGUCCGAGCAAGAUACAGUUAUGAAGUUAAUAACGAUAGUCACGAAUCUGGCAGGCCAACUACGGCGCCCCAUACCACAGAGUAGAGACUGCCACGAUCUUUGGAUGUCUGGCCACCGGAAGAGCGGAGUCUACACGAUCGUACGGGACAUGACGACGAAACCUAUAUACUGCAAUAUGACCGAAACAGCUGGCUGGACCGUUUUACAGCGAAGAGGAGACGGCACUCAAGACUUUGACCGAGAGUGGCCACAAUACAAGGAAGGUUUUGGAAGCAUAUAUGGGGAGCAUUGGUUGGGACUUGAUAUAAUAAGGUGGAUGACACACGGUCGUUCAUACACGCUUAUGAUACAGACGGAGGAUUGGAUGGGAAACGUCAAGUAUGCCAUGUACGACCAGUUCGCCGUAUUCGGACAAAACUAUGUGUUAUCGAUCGCAGGUUACAGCGGAGGGGCGGGAGAUUCAAUGACGAAAUGCAACGACCGACCGUUUCAAGUGCGAGAAGACAGCCGUGAAAUGACGAUAACGACUGAGUCGGCGUGUACGAAUACUAGGAGGGGAGGUUGGUGGUUUCCCGAAGACUGCGGACAAGCAAACCCGAACGGUCCGUACCGGAUCAAACCAGAUAUAUCGGAAGGGGGAGCAGAGGAAGGGAAUGGGAUAAACGAUCCUACGCUCAUGUUCUUCUGGAUGUCGUGGCAAAAAGAAGCGAAUCCGAUCAAAUCGAUUUCGAUGCAAAUGGUGCCGAGGGAGGCGCUGGUAGAAAAUGUUUUCUCCACGCUCCCGGAGAGCGAGAAUCGAUUAGAGGAAGAAGAGGAAGAAGAAGAAGAAAGAGUAGCUGGAGGGUGGUCGGAAGGAGGCACGACACUAAAUAGCAUCGACGGUAGUGACGUCGACCAAUAUCCCGAGUAUGAGGCGCAAGCGGGGCACGAGACGCACCGAGUCACAGUGCAGUCCGUAAAUCCAUGAGCCGAGACGCGGGGAAACUGGUUUCCUUCGCCGAUCGCCCGGAAAGCGUUGCUGGUCAAGGUGAAGCAUGGUGACUGCCUCAGCCCUACGUUAAUCACCGACGUUGCGUUCAAAACGACCAUGUCGACUUAAAAUACUGCCAUACGAUGACCAUGUUGCGUCAUUCCUCAAAGCCAUGCGUCGUACACACGACAGAACAAGCCAAGCCUAAUUUAAUUAGUGCAAGGUGCUCAGUUAAACUCGCCACACCUCAGCUUCGGCGUUUGUAAAGGACACUCACGCGGCCAAGUUGUAAUAUUAAUUCACACUUUUUAUUUUAUUUGCCUUUUCCUACCUUGUCUGUGCGCGCGCGAACUCCACGUAUUCUACGCAAUUUAUAUUUCAGAACGUAUUUCGACGACGAAAUAUAAUAUAAAAAAACAUCUG
Messenger RNA from Ciona intestinalis (vase tunicate), 5459 nucleotides. NCBI's taxonomy places the organism in Eukaryota, Metazoa, Chordata, Ascidiacea, Phlebobranchia, Cionidae. The record is from RefSeq and is a predicted model, not a curated record.